Messenger RNA from Aureobasidium musti, 2960 nucleotides. NCBI's taxonomy places the organism in Eukaryota, Fungi, Ascomycota, Dothideomycetes, Dothideales, Saccotheciaceae. The record is from the annotation of a GenBank genome assembly.
UUAUGCAACAAGUUCCGCCGUCCGUCGGGCCUGCCGACAUGCGACCCCCUCCUUCCAAAUUACCGGAUGCCAGGAAGAACAAGUCUUCUCCAAACCGCGGAAAAACUCCCUCUGAACGGUCGUCGACGAGCUCACGCAGCCAGAAGGACGCGUGCUUCAUUUGUACUAGGGUCUCUAGUUACGAGAAAUGGUCUCUAGUCACUUGCUGCAAGUGCAAGCGGAAGUAUCACAGAGGUUGCCACAGAGGCGAUAUCCCCAAACCCUGUCCACUUCACUGGAUGUGCUAUCUCUGCGACUCGGACUCCACUGAAAGCAUGCAGCCGCCCACGAAAAGACGUAAACUGGACAGUCCUGCAGCCACUGCUCCUGUUGAUGGCAAAAUCGCCUGCCGUCCAGAUGUCGGUCGUAAAGAGAUCCCCGAAUCACCGCAGGACAGUCCAGGUGUCGCCCAAAAUGGCCCCUCGCUCAGGCCGAUGCCUUUCACACAACGCCCGCGCUUUGCACCUUACUCGACCGAAGAUGUUGAGCAGUUAAACGCCAAGAUGCCCAUGCAGGCUCGAUUUACACAGCAUCCUCGAUUUUCAUCUUCCAUUCUGGACCUAGAAGAACAGCAAGUCAUCCAAUCUGCAAUAUUGACUCCAAGAGCCGAGACAAGAAGAAAGCGACUAUGGUCGCCGAGCUUUAGUGCUCAGUCCAAAACAGUACCAGGAACGAAGGAUAAAUAUGGAUCGAGUACACGAAAAUAUAGCCAGCUCAUCGGCAUGGCGCUGCAUUCAGCUCGAGACAACUGUUUGAACACCGAGCAAAUAUACAAAUGGAUCAUCGACAAUGUUCCUGAUUAUGAUCUCGAGGACAUAACUUGGAAAGACGGAGUCUGGGUUACUCUGACGGUGGUCGAGGACUUUGUACGUCGAGAUGGUAACUUGAAAGGACCAUGGACGUUCUGUGAUGGCGCGAGCACAAAAUACAGACCGCGAGGUCAUUUGGUGCCUCUGGCAUCAACAGCUGACUCGUCUUCCAAAAAUGUGUACGCAGAUGAUGCUCAGGUCAAGCAAGGNGGUGAUACAUCCACACCCCUUGCUACAAACCAUGGUCUUGAGACCAGCGACUUCAAAAUAUCAGAAAACCCACUCGAUCAAGCCAAGACGAAUCAUUCCAUUAGGACUGGGAGCGAGCCUAACACAGAAUUGCCUUCUACAAUCGAGGACACCGUCGAUAUAAUCGAUCUCACCAUGGAUGAUGAUGAGCCGUCAUCUCCCGUGACACGUUCGAAAAGUUCUCAGAAGCCAGCCACUGCAAGAAGCAUCAUCAGUCUCCUGCGCGACAGUCCUGAAGAAGUCGUAGAGAACAAACAACAGUCGACUUUUGUUGGGCUAAGGGAGCCGACCGGGAGCAAAACGACAGGUAUUAAUUCUACGCGGAAGUCCCUCACACCUUUCACAGACCGUAUCGUUGAGAAUGCCUCAAAAGAGACGAUUGAAAGUCUUUCUGGCAGCGAAAAAUGGAAGGUCGCUCAGAGACACAUCAAUAACCUUCUCGGGUCACCUCCCAAGGCAAUGACACCAAUCGAUGUAGAAAACGCCAGCCUGAAAUCUNNCCCCCCUAAACUGGCAAGGUCAUCAAUCUUAGUGUCUCCUCGACCCCUAAAGUUGGCCGUUGCGCCGACCAGCCAAAGUCCUAAGCAUGACUUUCAUCUCAAGGGGAAAUCUGUUGAGCCGAAUAUGUCCAGUACUCGCAUUUCAAUGCAGAAUGAUGAUAUGAGACAAUCAGCACCAGUCUUUACAGGGACUGCCCAACAGCCAACCGUCGAGGAUCAUGCUCUAAAGGAGUCAGCCCCGAUCACAAACGACCAGGUAAUGCCGAUGCAAAUAGAUCCGCCAGAAGAGCCGCCUCGACUCAAAGCUACCGAUCCUGUUAUUGCACAGCCUGCUCAGACAUCAGACGAGAUGAUCAACGGCGUCGAGACGAGACCAGUACAAAGUCUCGAGGAAAAUCUCGAGGAACCUUCUAUCCAAGAACAACCACUCGAUGAGCCGCCUUCGCAGCAGCGACUACCAUCUGUAGAACCUAUACAACAAGAGCAACUGCAUGAAGAGCCUCCUGCAGAAGAACCGGAUGCAGAAGAGCAGCCCACCAGGGAGUCAGUCAUCAAGGCUUACACAGACUCAGCUGCCCAGACCGACUCACCAGCAGCGUCUUCGUUCACACUCGGAACAAUCACGCAAAUCAGCCUCGCACCGCAAGCGCCAGUAGAAGUCGCUCCUGAAGCCGUACGUGAAACUGCAGAAUCUUCUACACAGACCGACAAUCUACCAGAGCUGCAAGCAGCACUCCCGCCACAGCCCGCGCUGCCACCAAAACAACCAAAGACGACUCAAGGCAAAGCAACCAAAAAAUCGCGACCGAAGACCGACAAAACCAAAAACGAAAGAGAACUCGUNGAGGAGAAACUCGAAGACGAGGCUCUGAAGUUGCUCGAAAAAUUCAUGUAUCCCGCUAAAGAUGACAAGGAACACAUCUGGCCUGAAUACCUCGAAGCCUCAUAUCAAGAAAACCCCAACUCCAUCUUCUUCGACCACGAAGCAAAGAUGGAAGAGAUUCGCGCUAGACCAACACGCAAGCAGAUUUUCGGUAAAGUCGCUCUGUCCCGUGUUGCUGGUAGGGAUGCUUUGACCAGGUUGAAUGAGCUCAAGCUGGGUAUGCAGAGGGUUGGCGAAGUCGAUAUCUACAAAGGGUACACGGAAGAGCAAAUUGCGGAGGAGAAGAGGCUGAAUGAGCCAGAGGGACACUACAAUACGGUGGAGGAGUUGCUGGGUCUGCCCCAACAGAUUGUGCCUCAUAUCCACGAACAGCAGUUGGCGUUUCGUGAUUAUGCNUCAGGAUUGGCCGAGCGAAACAUAUCUACAAGAUUGGACCGAAUGCGAGGUGAGACGAUCUGGCUCGAUGCGGUCCAAUGCAAU